Funneliformis caledonium is the source of this 285-nucleotide messenger RNA. The record is from the annotation of a GenBank genome assembly. Lineage: Eukaryota; Fungi; Glomeromycota; Glomeromycetes; Glomerales; Glomeraceae.
AUAUUAGCUCUACAACUUGGGCAAAUUAAACCUUAUGAAGGGCAAUGCAUACCAGAUAAUUUUAUUCAACAAGUUACAAAUAUUUUUGAAUCUGCCAGAAAUGUAAUCACGAAUGCUAAUAAUAUUAAUGCAAAUACUUUUGUUGAUAUAAACAAAUAUGAUAUCUUAAAGGGUAUGAUGAAAGAUAAAUUUUCUCUAGUAUCAGCAAAUGAUCCCUAUACAGAUAGUACUCCUGCUAUUAAUUUAUCUACCACAUUUACAGUUUGGCUUCAGCAUAAAUAUUGA